Molecule: messenger RNA, 1988 nt
Organism: Zingiber officinale
Lineage: Eukaryota; Viridiplantae; Streptophyta; Magnoliopsida; Zingiberales; Zingiberaceae
Product: mitotic checkpoint serine/threonine-protein kinase BUB1-like
Exons: 15
Coding region: 89-1735 (548 amino acids)
Biological process (GO): protein phosphorylation; meiotic sister chromatid cohesion, centromeric; mitotic spindle assembly checkpoint signaling
Molecular function (GO): protein kinase activity; ATP binding
Source: RefSeq, a predicted model, not a curated record
CAAAAUUUCAAAACUCCCUCCUUUUUUCCCCAGUUCCGUUCUGGGUUCUUCCACGCCGACGCAGCCUUGCUACGCUCUCUCACCGGCGAUGCUCCAAUUCAACAGCGAUCCUGGCCCUCUGGCCAAUAAUCAUCCGACGUCAUCGCAGGACGAACCAUCUCGGCUGCGUCUUGCAGAUCCGAUCCUCCUACGUCUACGGGCCAUUCGCAAGGCGACGGAGGAUUCUCGCAACUGCCCCGAUGACACUGCUGCCGUUGAACGCUUGAAUAACCUCCUGGAAGAUUUAUUUAGGGACUUCAUUGAAGAUGAACGGUAUCGGGAUGAUAUCAGAUUCCUUAAGAUUAGCAUUCUCUAUGGGGAUGCAACUGGGAACGUUGAGAAGGUGUUCAAGAUUUUGGAGUAUAAGGGAAUCUGCCAGGCCCAUUCUUUGUUCUACGAGGCGUACGCGAUGUCUCUAGUUGCUUCUCGGAGGCUAGUAGAAGCGCAUGAAGUCUUCCAGCUGGGAAUAUCCAGGAAAGCCAAGCCACUUGAUAGAUUGAAGAAGCUGCAUGGCAUGUUCCUGGAUGAGGUAGCCGCGGUUGCACAACAGAAAGCAGCUCCUGAUUCAAAGCGUGAUGAUACUAGAUCACUAAAUGGGGAGUCAGAUCUUGUCAAUCCUUGGUCAUUGUCCACUGUUGAUAAUUUACUUAAGAAGAUGGAUGCUACAAUAAGGAAGUACAAUGGUUACCAUUGUAGUACUAAAGUAUAUUCAGGAAAAGUUUCUUUAUCUUCCUUACAGAAUUCUUCAAGAAAUAAAAUUGUGGAGUUAGGUGGUUGCAAAUAUCAAAUCAAAGGCUGCUCUGGUCUUGGUGGUUUUGCUCAAGUAUACAAGGCUUAUAUUGAUUCCAAUCCUGAUGAUAUUGUUGCACUGAAGAUUCAAAAACCUGCAUUUUCAUGGGAAUUUUACAUGUAUCGUCAACUUGAUAAACGGAUCCCUGAGACUGAGAGAUCAAACUUUGGAAAUGCCCACAAAAUGCACAUCUUUUCUGACUUGAGUGUACUAGUUUGUGAUUACUUAUCCCAUGGAACUCUCCAGGAUGCUAUUAAUUCUCACUUGGUAAAGGGUAAGGUUAUGGAAGAACCGCUCUGUAUUUAUUACACAAUUGAAAUGCUGCAGAUGCUGGAAACUUUGCAUGGUGUUGGCAUUAUUCAUGGUGAUUUCAAGCCAGACAAUCUAUUAGUACGAUAUGCAAGGAAAGAAUUGACAGAAGCUUCAUUCAUCAAUAGAAGCGGACCUUGGAGGGAUCAGGGAUUAUGCCUUGUCGACUGGGGUAGGGGCAUUGAUCUGAAUCUCUUCCCUGCUAAUACAAGAUUUACUGGGGAUUCUCGAACAUCUGGAUUUCUAUGUAUUGAGAUGCAAGAAAAUCAACCAUGGAAGUACCAGGUUGAUACAUAUGGACUUUGUGUGAUAGUGCACAUGAUGCUACACGGUACCUACAUGACCAUUGAGAAGAAAGUUAAUCCAGAUGGAAGUUACCACUAUGGGCCAAAAUUACCAUUUAAAAGGUACUGGAAUUCAGAACUGUGGAAGACUUUAUUUUCAGAAUUGCUGAAUGUGGGGUCUCAUGAUAGUGAUGUUGAACUGCUAAGGAGUUUAAGGGCAUCCUUUGAGAAGUACAUGUUUGGUGAGCCUAAGCUAAUUAGUAAGUUGAAAUAUUUGUUAGCGAAGCAGAAGGCCUCCUUAUGUUCAUCUUAGCACCAGUCUUUCUGUCUGGGUGUAGCCAACUGUUGAAUCUGAGAAAUGGAUGCCAAAUCAAUUCGAUUGGUUAAAUAGAAGAUUUUCUGUAGGAACUAACAGUAUGUUACUUGUUAAAACAAUUGGAAUUGGUUCGCACCUAUCAUUCUGGUACAUCAUUUUGUUGUAACAACACAUUUCUCUAGUAGUGGUGGUGGUUGUUAAGAAUGAAGUUUAGUUUGGGUGACACCAAACUCGUUGGUUAUGAUUGAAG